ACCUUCCAAAGCCCCGUUUAUAACUUCACUGCAAGCCACGCAGCUAGUUAGUUAUUUUUUGUUGGUUAUACAGUGUUUCUGUUCCGACGGAACUUCAUUUCCUCACAUGCGCGCUCUCGGAUAUUUGAAGACAGAGCGCGGGGUGUGAUGGUAUAUUGGAGGACUGAGCGCCGGAGUACUGACAGGACUCUAUCCGGCGCCUCGGUAUAGAGCAGUGAUUAGAACCUAACCAUGGCGGCCACAGGAGGAGGGAAAAUCAGAACCAGGAGGUAUCACAUCGCUUCUAAACCGUACUCAAAAGGUAACCAGCAUUCAGGCCUGAUCAGCCGAGUUACAGAUACAGUGAAGAGCAUCGUUCCCUCCUGGCUGCAGAAGUACUUCAGGAAUGGGGAGGCUGGCGGUGGGGAUGGGAGCACGCUGGGGGGCCCCCCCGCCCAGGACACUCCCACUGAAAACUGCGAGCGGGACAGUCCUGUCAUGGAUGGACGAGGCACUCCGGAGCCCAGCACGAGCGGCGCAGAGCCCUCGACCAGUAGGUCAGCUCUCAAUUUCCAGGACGUCCUGGCCAGACCCCCCCUGAGUCGCUCCCACCUGCACUUCUCUGCAUUAGAUGGCUCCCCUGCACCUCUCGCCCAACCCUCGACAUCAUCCACGCCCUUUCCCGGGGGCCCAUUCACCCAACCCUCCACGUCCUCGGCCCCCUUCCCGGUCACCCCCUUCACGCACCCCUCCACGUCUGUCACAUCCUUCCCUGGGGGCCCGUCCAGCUUCUCCCUGGUAAAGGAGAUCAAGGAUUCUGCCUCCCAGCACGAAGAUGACAACAUCUCUACCACGAGUGGAUUCUCGUCACGUGCAUCAGAUAAAGACAUGACCACCUCCAAACCCGUGCCCCUCCCUCUGCUGUGGUCCCCAGAGAAUGAGCGCACGCAUGCUGCCCCCCCGCCGGCCCAGCCCGCACUGAAAAAGCCCGCCUUCAACCUAUCUGUGUUCGGGACGUCCUCCGCCUCCUUGAUGAACAGCUCUGCGCUGAACUCCAGCCAGCUUGGCGACUCCCCCUUCUACCCAGGCAAGACCACCUAUGGGGGGGCGGCAGCUGCCCGUUCCAGCGCCCGCGUGCGUCCCGGCACCCCCUACCAGGCUCCGGUGAAGAGGCAGAUUAAGGCCAAGCCAGCGGGGGGCCAAGCGUGCGGGGUGACCAGCGCCACAGCCAGACGCAUCCUGCUGUCCCUGGAGCGCAUGUCCAGCCCACUAGCGGAUGCUAAGAGAAUCCCGUCGUCUGUUUCCUCGCCAUUGUCGACGUCCCUGGAUAGACCUGAUCUGGACGCCUUUCCCUCCCAGUCGAAGAGGAAGAAGGUGGAUUCCCCGCUACCCCCUGUGCAGAGGCUUAUGGUCCCCGUUACAGCUGUGGGGAGCCGCCCGGUGUCCUUCAGGCCGUCGCUGACCCCCAGUGGCAGUCAGAGCCGCGUGUUGGACAGGAGGAGCGUCAGGGACACACUUGCUGGUCCAUCCACCCUGAGCGACAUCUCUGAAGCCCCACGAAGCACCAGCAGCUUCGCGUACCCCCUUUCCAGCACCCCCAUGGCCAACAGCAAUGGCGGAGCUGGUGGCAAAAUGAAACGAGAGAGGACAACUCGGCCUUCCUCUAGGCGCUCUGAUGAGGAGGUCACCGUGGAGCCCAAGCUGCCAGCCGUCUCCCUCCCCAUCAGCACCUUCUCCCUGCCCACCUUCAGCUUCUCCUCCCCGCCUACCACCACCUCCAGUGCCGCGCCCAUCACCCCGGCCCCCAGCACACCUCUCACUAGCAAGCUCAUCCCCCUGUCGUCCAAUCCUCCCUUCACCUUCUCCUCUCCCAUCGUCAAAGCGGCAGCCUCCAGCCCACCGGUGCUCUCUCCCUCUGCGUCCGGAUUUACCUUCAGCGCUCCGGUUCUGAAAAGCGCCCCCGCUAACAUCAAUGGAAAGACACUGGUGUCGCCAGCGAAGUCUUCGCCCCCGGGGGGCCCCGCAGCCUGCGAGCAGUUUGAGGGACCCUUUAAACCUGCCAAGGUUCUAAAGCAGGGCAGCGUGCUAGACAUCCUCAGGGGACCAGGGUUCUCCUCAUCUCCCCCGACCGCUCGGAGCUCCCCAGGCCCCGACGCAUCUGUUCAGGAUGGAGCUUCUGCCCCCAGCAUCGGAUUCGGCAUCAGACCUCCGCCGGGUAGCUGGAGCUGCGGCACAUGCCUGGUGCAGAACGGCGCGUCAGACAGCAAGUGCGCAGCCUGUGGCGCGGCCCGGCCCAGCAUGGACUCCUCGGCCCUGCCUCAGCAGGACGGGCAGGCCUCCGCGCCCUCGUCCUCCUCAGCUGGCUUCGGGGCCUUGUUCGCUCCCCCGGCGGGGAGCUGGGAGUGCGAUACGUGCCUGGUGCAAAACAAGCCCGACGUGGUCAGAUGUGUGGCCUGUGAGACGGCCAAGCCUGGGACUGGAGUGAAGCCCAGCCUGACCCUGCCUGCCUUCACAGAGGCCCAGGCUUCUCCCGCCAGCACCUCCACUGCCUCCACCCCCGCUAUCUUUUCCUCCAUUACCGCUGCUGCCACCACCUCCGCGCCUUCGGGAUUCGCAGGCUUCGGAAACAAGUUCAAAAAAGCAGAAGGGUCGUGGGAAUGUGAGACGUGCAUGGUGGAGAACAAGGCCCAGGAUGCCACCUGUGUGGCUUGCCAGAGCCAGAAGCCAGGGGGAGCUGCUGCUAGCAUUGCACCCUCGUCUGCAGCUGGCAGCACCCCAGCGCCCACAGGGGGCGCACUCCCAGGCUUCGGGGACAAGUUCAAGAAGCCGGAAGGCAGCUGGGACUGCGAGGUGUGCCUAGUGCAGAACAAGGCUGACGCCUUGCAGUGUGUGGCCUGCCAGUCCAGCAAACCCGGAGCUAGCUUGCCACCUAAAGGUUUUGAUUCUGCUGCUUCUGCUCCGCCUUCAUUCAAGUUUGGCCUCCCUUCCUCUUCCUCGUCCAGCACAAACUCCACCUCUUCUUCCACCACCAGUAGCUCUGGUGGAUUCAAGUUUGCAAAUCCCACCUUAGGGGGCUUCAAAUUCAGUGCCCCGCCAGAGGGCUUCAAGUUCGGAUCCCCUUCCUCAACAGCAAAGACUGAGGAAGGCAAGAAGGAUGAUCCCCAAGGUGGUGGGUUUAAGUUCAGUUUUGGCUCCAGCGGUGACGGUAAGGAGGGCCCAACAGAAGGCUUCUCCUUUGGUCUGGCCAAAGCGGAUGAGAAGGGCACCUUCAGCUUCUCCACCCUCAAGGGCAAGUCGGGGUCCCCUGACGAGGCCAGCUCUACUGAGACCAAGCCUGCCACCUCCUUUAUGUUCGGGAAAUCCGUGGAUGUAGAGCCCGUCAAAGAUCAGGCACAGGCGGCAUCUCUGUUUGGCCAGGCAGCCGAGACAAGCCAGGGAGGAGUCAGGGUGACCGCCCCCGCACCGGGCUCCACCCCCACAUUCAGCUUCGGGAAGGCCGAGGACAAGCAGGAGCCUGGAGUCCCUUCUGCUGGCUUUCUGUUCAGCAAAUCCAAGGAGAAUCCCACCCCCUCACUGGGCUUCUCUUUCAACAAGCCAGACCCCCCAAAGGAGCAGCCCAAGCCAUCCUUCAGCUUUGGGGUGGCGUCUGCAGAUUCAGGAGCAUCAAAGUCAGCUUUUGGGUUCACGGCGGGGUCCACUACCACUGCCACAUCUGCCUCCUCUGCCUCUACCACCCCGGCCCCCAGCCUAUUUGGGGCCAGCAGCACACCGGCCUCCUCUGCCUCUACCACCCAGGCCCCCAGCCUAUUUGGGGCCAGCAGCACACCGGCCUCCUCUGCCUCUACCACCCAGGCCCCCAGCCUAUUUGGGGCCAGCAGCACACCGGCCUCCUCUGCCUCUACCACCCAGGCCCCCAGCCUAUUUGGGGCCAGCAGCACACCGGCCUCCUCUGCCUCUACCACCCAGGCCCCCAGCCUAUUUGGGGCCGGCAGCACACCGGCCUCCUCUGCCUCUACCACCCAGGCCCCCAGCCUAUUUGGGGCCGGCAGCACACCGGCCUCCUCUGCCUCUACCACCCAGGCCCCCAGCCUAUUUGGGGCCAGCACAAAACCUGCCUCUACUACCCCAGCUCCCAGCUUAUUUGGGGCCAGCAGCACUCCUGCCCCGGCUCCUGUUCCAAGCAGUAACCCAGGCCCUUUCCUAUUCGGACAGUGUGUCUCCACAGAGACACCUCCUGCUAAGACCUUUGUGUUUGGUCAGCAACAGGACCUCAGUCCUAUGCAGGCCACUCCCCAGAACACCCCUGCCGCUCCCACCUCAGCACAGCCCUUCGUCUUCGGCUCAGGGGCACAAACGGCUGUUCCAUCGUUCAACUUUGGAGCCGCUGCACCCUCUGCAGGCAGUUCCACUGUGCCCGGUCAGUCCAGCUCCCCGUUUGUUUUCUCUUCGGCUACUGCAUCCUCGGCGACCCCGGCUGGCUCAUCGUUCGGUCUUGGACAGACGCUCUCUUUCGGCCAGGGCUCCAGCCAGCCUGGUGCCCCUGCCUUCGGCUCUGCAGCUCCAUCCCUUUUCUCGGCCCCAGUCUCCCAGCCCCCCAGCUUCGGGGCGCAGCCUAGCGCCAACCCCGCCCCCAUGUUUGGCCAACCGGCCAGCGCCAACCCAACUUUCGGAUCGACGACUGCCUCCUCAGGUUCAGUGGGAGGCUUCCAGUUUGGUGGCUCCGGCACUUUCGGAGCCUCCAGUAGCAGUACUGGAGUCUUUACUUUUGGUGGUGUCGGGGCCUCUGCUUCCGCCUCUGCUGCCCCUGCCACCCAGCCCCCCGCACCCACUGGAGGGUUCAACUUCAGCGUACGGCCCACUUUCAACAUUGGGUCGGCGAAAAGCCCCGCAUCAGCUUCUGCCCCAGGGUCCCACUCGAUCUCCGGGCGGAAGAUCAAAACCGCAGUCCGCCGCCGGAAAUAGGGAUCCUUGCCACGAGCGACAGCGACGUCCCUUCUGCCCCACGAAGAGGAGGCACUCUGAAGGGGCUCCUCCCUGGAAAAUGUGCCUCUUUGGUGGGGGGGGCGUCGCUUUUUUUGGCAUUCAUGUUCCUGAACUGAAAGGAGAUGGU
This is a messenger RNA of Brienomyrus brachyistius, 5089 nucleotides long. RefSeq names its product nucleoporin 153 (gene nup153). Gene Ontology annotation, molecular function: structural constituent of nuclear pore. The record is from RefSeq and is a predicted model, not a curated record. The coding region runs from base 232 to 4941 and encodes 1569 amino acids. NCBI's taxonomy places the organism in Eukaryota, Metazoa, Chordata, Actinopteri, Osteoglossiformes, Mormyridae. The transcript is spliced from 22 exons. Gene Ontology annotation, biological process: protein import into nucleus; RNA export from nucleus. Gene Ontology annotation, cellular component: nuclear pore.